GGUGAGCUCGACUACGACCAGCGGGCGGGACUCUGGGAAUUAGGCGUGCUGGGUAAACGUUGUUUAGCGCGCCCAGGGUGCGGAGCAUGGACGCAUACAGGUGCAACGCGGGGUCAGGCCGAAUGGUCGCCCGUGGGGUUCCAGGCUUAUCGCGGGUAAGUAUGACUACCUGGGUCACGACAGUCACGCGACGCUCGGUAAAAUGGACGCUGCAGUCGUGAAGGAGCUGCGGGCUGGGUGCGGCGGGCUGGGCCAGGACAAGGCUGCUGCAAAGCGAGUACGCGACAUGCUGGUCGCGCUGCAGCAGCGGCAGGACGGCCCGGCGCCAGAGGUAUUUGUGCUGCUCAAUUACGUGAACGGCAGCCUCGAGUCCCGCCGGGAGCUGCUCACGGGGCCCCUCUUCGUGCGCUGCGCCGCCGCCGUGCUGGACGGGCGCUACACUGGUGAGCUGCAGGUGGACGCGAGCGCGGCGGGCGGCUGCGAGGUGGACAAGGUCGCCGCUGCGCUCCGGCUCAACCUUGGGGAAACCAUGUACAACCCCACGGAGCGGGAGAAGGCGCCGUCCCAGCUGCAGAGUGUUGGCAAGGUGGCCGCCUACACCCUUGACAAGGCGCUGGCGGCAUGCUUCGCCGACCCCACCAUUGCCACCACGCCCGCGUUGCAGAAGCUCCCCCGCCAGCUGUACAUCCACGGCGUGUGCGUCUACGUGGGGCGGGCGACCAAGCAGCAGCUGGCCCGGUGGGAGGACUUGCCCCGGGUGGAGCUGGGCGGGAUGGCGCUGAGCGGAGCGGCUGACGGGGUGAAGGGCCUGAAGGGUGCCACACUGGUGCUCAGCGCGGCCAGCGCGCUGGAGCGCGUCCUCAGUACCGGCUGCGCUCCAGGGUGGGGUCGUUGUGUUGCAGUAGCAUGAGUUCCAGAUGGCACAUUGCUGCAUGCAUGCGGACGCUCGCACACGUUGCACCUAUGCGGUCGUUGCCUUCGCAUACGCAGAAAGCAGGCUUGACAUCUGGCAACCGUUUGGGGCGUGGAAUAAGGUAUCAUAGAUUGGAAAGGAAGGGUGGUGAUGGCAUAGUUAAACAUGUAGUUGAAACAUUGCUGCAAGUUAUGUGAACGUGAUGCAGGUGUUGUGCUGCACACUGAGGAGCAAGUGGGUGUGGCUGACUGCUGAUGGGAAGGCGUGGAGUAUUAUCGAACGCCGGGACAAACUGUACACUGCAGUGGUGGCCCAUGCAGGUUGUUUAUUGAUGUAGCGACCCAACGAGGUCGCAUAACCAGCAGCAGCGCCAGUCAUAGUGUUCAUGAUGCCUGUGCAGAUAGAGGUAGAGGUGUACGUGUGGGGAAGCCGUCGUGGGGGAAGCCAUCUUCAGAGGGUAGGCCAAUUACUAGAGCAAGGGUUCAUGUUAUUUUGAUUCGCGUGUCCAAAGAGGCGCCGUGACGGCGGCGUGGAUAUCGCUCAUGAGGUUGGGUUGGCGCAUCGUCGCCUGCUUCACCACUUUGGUCAUAAUAUGACAAGGCGUCAGUAGCGGCGCGAUGAAGCUGGUAACGCUGGCCGACGUGCUGCUCGAGCUGGCGCUGCCCGAAUUGGUGAAGCAGGCGACGAUGCGCCAACCCACCCUCAUGAGCGAUAUCCAUGCCGCCGUCACGGCGCCUCUGUUGGACCAGGUACGCAAUCUGCAUGCGCGGCGGGUUCAUGUUACCAUAUUUUGAUCCGCGACUGGAGGGUACCGUGGAAAGUGCGUCCCAGGCUUUCAUAUGGAUGGAAAUUAUGUUGAGACUGGUUAGCUGCCACGCAUGAUGUAUUGAAUGGAUAUUGCAGGGUGGGACACACUUCGAUGAAUGAACUCAACUUCGAUUGCGGCAGGCGUGGCGUGACACGCAGUCGUGUCUGCCUAUGAGAUCACGCCUUUGGAUGGCACUGGCAAGGCCACGGGCACAGGGUUGGCGGGCCUGCAGACGAAUGAGGCAACAUAUGUUUUAGACCUUUUGUUCGCCUUGGUGUCUCAGUGCCUUCAUGGGGCUUGUUGCUUGGUGGGUCUAAGACUGCCAGGCUGCGUGUGCAUGUGCAGAUAACGGGUGUGUGUGCACCGACUCGCGGUACUUCGCACAGGCCGCACAGCCUUUGGAGUGCUGUUGUGUCGCGUGGCUUUGGCGGGCUGUCGUCCGCCGUUGCCGGCCCGUGUCAUUCACCGGCAGCCACUGCCCGGGUACGGGUAAUGGGACGGUUGACAGCGUUUGAACUUAGGAGUGGGAAGUAACACAACGGUUGAGACUGCGGGCGGGUCGUGUGAAUUGCGGUCCAGAGGUGUGGCAAGAGGUUCGGCGUGUGUGGUUUAGUUGUAGCCGUGUGGCGGUGGUGUAUCUCUGGCUCUGGCGUCACCUUCGCCUGCACAGCGCGGGGCGAAGGUUCGUGGGUUCGUGUUGCAGGCGUUGGGCAGGUGGUCGUGCGGGCGCUGAGCUGAGGAGGAGCUGCGUUGGUGGUCUGUUUGCCGUUGUGCUUUGCAUGUGUGUGUUCAGGGGAGCUUGGGGUCCAGGUUUCGUCGACGGGCGGUUGGCCUGCCCUGCUAGGUGGUGAGCGUGGGGUGUCGGGCAGGGGGCCGCCCAUGCAGGAGGCGGUGGCUCCCUAGUCCCGCAACACCGGCCCUGGCCCGGUGUCGCGGUGUUGCUCUCUCUCACACGACCUAUCGUGCGUAGCUUUGUGAAAGCAUCGGAGU
Messenger RNA from Chlamydomonas reinhardtii, 2711 nucleotides. RefSeq lists its product as uncharacterized. The transcript is spliced from 3 exons. Bases 203 to 910 code for a protein of 235 amino acids. NCBI's taxonomy places the organism in Eukaryota, Viridiplantae, Chlorophyta, Chlorophyceae, Chlamydomonadales, Chlamydomonadaceae. The record is from RefSeq and is a predicted model, not a curated record.